AUGAAGAUCCAGAUUGAUAUUUUCUGCCGUAUCAUUGCAGGAUAUAUCUGGGAAGGCAAAGUCUUGGCCAACAUCUGGUUCUUUAAUCUUGGCUAUAUCUCUGGCAUCAAAGGCCUGGCAUUUGCACAGGACUUGAAACUGGGUAUCUACUGUAAUAUUCCGCCUCGAAAACUAUUCCUCGUCCAGUCAGUGGGUCUUAUUAUCGGUUCUCUGGGUCAAGUCUCCGUCCUCAACUGGGCUCUCAAUCACAUCCCAGAGAUCUGCUCCACAAACGCUCCCAACGGCUUCACGUGCCCCUUCUCUCGCACGCACUUCAACACCAGCAUGGUGUGGGGUGCCCUCGGGCCUCGUAGGUUCUUUGCUGAUGGCGCGAUGUAUCGCUCACUGCUGUGGUUCUUCCUCGUCGGCGCCGUCCUGCCCGUGAUCGUCUACUUGGUCAGAAAGAGAGUCUUCCCCGACACCAAGUGGCUGAAAAAGGUUCACGUUCCCCUCUUCCUCGGCGGACUCAACUACAUUCCCCCGGCGUCGGGAACCAACUACGGCAGCUGGGCGAUUGUCGGCCUCGUUUUUGGCUUGCUCAUCAAGAGAAGGCAGAGGACUUGGUGGAGACGUUACAAUUUCGUUCUCAGUUCAGCGCUGGACUGCUCAGUUGCUAUUGCUGGAAUCGUAAUCUUCUUCGCCAUAUUCUACACCGGGGCUUCCAAGAAGCUUAGUUGGUGGGGUACUGAAGUUCAUAAACACACAUAA
Colletotrichum fioriniae is the source of this 747-nucleotide messenger RNA. RefSeq lists its product as uncharacterized. Lineage: Eukaryota; Fungi; Ascomycota; Sordariomycetes; Glomerellales; Glomerellaceae. The record is from RefSeq and is a predicted model, not a curated record. Gene Ontology annotation, cellular component: plasma membrane. Gene Ontology annotation, biological process: transmembrane transport. Gene Ontology annotation, molecular function: oligopeptide transmembrane transporter activity.